Pocillopora verrucosa is the source of this 1525-nucleotide messenger RNA. Its product is annotated as probable RNA polymerase II nuclear localization protein SLC7A6OS. Gene Ontology annotation, biological process: developmental process. The record is from RefSeq and is a predicted model, not a curated record. NCBI's taxonomy places the organism in Eukaryota, Metazoa, Cnidaria, Anthozoa, Scleractinia, Pocilloporidae.
CAAGAUGGCGGCGGAUGAUCGUUCGAUGGUCUUGAGGAUAAAACGUAAAAGAACAGAAGAUCCUCUGGAUGCACUGCUUGUCGCGCAGGUCUUAAAGAAACCCUAUAUUGCAAGGAACGAAGACUGUGAAAAAGAUGCUACGUAUUUUAAGAACAAUGAGUCAACAUCUACUGAUACCGUUGAGCGAGUUUUCAAGUUUGUCGGGAGUGUACCUCAGGGAGAUGAAACUAAAAGAAAAGAUUUGCUGACUAGGAUUAAACAGUCUAUCAACCAUGAAGACUUGGCUAAAUCCCAUAUCCAAACUCAACAAGCUUUACAAGACAGGUUGCGGAAACAGAAGAAGCUUCUGAAUCAGGAGGCCAGGUUUAAAGUAAUUUCCUCAAACAGGGAAAAUGAACAUGGAUCUACCAGCCAACCAGAAAGUAAAGGGGACCUAACCAAGGUGGAUGCUGCAUCAGGUGGAGCUGCUGAUGAUGUUGAUCUUGAGGUGCAGAGGCUUCUAAGUGUAUAUGACCUUGUUAAAGAUCAGGAAUCAAUGAGUGAAAAGAGACGAGAAGAAAGAAAAUCAAGGAAGGCACAGCAAGCUGCUGAUGUUAAUGCAAUACUUUGCAACUCAGUUAAGAUGAUUCGAGAAAAGUUGGCAGUGACUGAUGAUUCUUCAAAAGAAAGAACCGAGCAGAAGAAAUCAGAAGCAAAUGGAUAUGUGUAUGAUUUUUAUUAUGCCAAUGAUAAUCUUGGACAGCUUGGUGAUAUAGUUGAAGUUUUGCCUUUUGAUGCUGACCUUGUUCAUGAAAGUCUUGAUGAAGAUUUUGGUGAAAUAUAUGACGAUGAAGAUGAUUCUAAUGACGAAGGAAACUGGCGAAAUGAUUAUCCUGACGAAGAUGAUCAAUGGUCAGAUUCAUCCCAGGACAAAAGAUAUUACGAAGAUUACGGAUUUAAUUCUGAUGAAGAAUAUCGAAGGUAUGCUUUCGACGAAGAUCGGUCGGACGAAGAUCGGUCUAACGAAGAGGACGACUAAACCCGGUGUAGCUCACAUUAGCAACUCACAUCGCUGUUACACCCAACGGAAAGACCGUGCGCGACAUGCUGUGGAUUUUUGCCUGCUCGCGCAAAGUGAAGCGAACUAUUUGCAUCCUAGUAUGAAUGCUGUGGAAAGCGUUCUUGGAUAAAGUGAUGAGAGGUAAAAAUAUCGGAACAGAUUUAUGCAAAGAGGGCUUAGCAAAGUUAUUUCCAUCUCAAUCAGGGGUAGAGUUACGAUAGGUAAGUAGAAUGGAUAGCCUAAGGAAAAAAAGAUCGGCCGACAAGGAAAUAUGAACUGAGUUAAUGAAAAUUAGUUGUUCGGUUGCAUCCCGGUUGAAUUGCUUCAGAGCUAGCUUUUGUUUCAAUACCAAUUGCACGCCAAACAAAAUGUAAAUGCAAUGAUAUAUUCGCCAUUGAAGAGAAGUUAUUUUGGUUUAACAUUUGUGACAGAAUUUCCAAGUUGUAUUGUCCGAACUUGAAAUAAAUGUCAGAGGCUUUGAGUCAA